AUGGGAAUCGACGGCACCGGUAGCAACGCGGACGGCAUAGGCGCAAGAGUAUACCUCAAAACCGCGAGAGGUAACGGCGACGAAGCGCUCGUCCAAGUUCAGGAGGUCCGAGCAGGAUCGAGCUAUCUGUCGAUGGAUAGCAUCGAUCUCGAAUUCGGCCUCGGAGACUCGACGGCCAUUGACGAGAUCACGGUGCUGUGGCCCAGCGGAAGGAAGCAGACGCUACGCGUACGAUAUUCCGGCCAACCAGAUCAUGGAUAUCACUGA
Molecule: messenger RNA, 267 nt
Organism: Geodia barretti
Lineage: Eukaryota; Metazoa; Porifera; Demospongiae; Tetractinellida; Geodiidae
Source: the annotation of a GenBank genome assembly